Guillardia theta CCMP2712 is the source of this 297-nucleotide messenger RNA. RefSeq lists its product as hypothetical. Lineage: Eukaryota; Cryptophyceae; Pyrenomonadales; Geminigeraceae. The transcript has a single exon. Gene Ontology annotation, biological process: chromatin remodeling; positive regulation of transcription by RNA polymerase II. Gene Ontology annotation, cellular component: histone acetyltransferase complex. Gene Ontology annotation, molecular function: histone H3 acetyltransferase activity; protein binding. The annotation marks the transcript as partial. The record is from RefSeq and is a predicted model, not a curated record.
AGACGCCGAGUUGAGGACGCCGACCUGGGCGCGAUCAUAGAGGCGUUUGAGAAGCACAACAUGUCCUAUCCCUUCCUCCUCCCCGUUACUAGAAAAGAGGCCCCGGACUACCACCAGAUAGUCAAGAAGCCGAUGUCUCUAUCGAUGAUCAAGGCAAGGUACAACAACCAUGAGUACGACGGGAAGGUUGGGAUGAAGAACUUCAUCAAGGACUUCGAGCUUAUCUUCUCCAACGCCUUCACCUACAACCGCAAGUCUAGCCUUGUCUACAAGCUUGCGGAGGAAGUCCAGGAGUUU